Molecule: messenger RNA, 906 nt
Organism: Epithele typhae
Lineage: Eukaryota; Fungi; Basidiomycota; Agaricomycetes; Polyporales; Epitheliaceae
Product: terpenoid synthase
Exons: 7
Coding region: 1-906 (301 amino acids)
Source: RefSeq, a predicted model, not a curated record
AUGGCUCCUUUCUCCCUCUCCCGGCUCGCGCUCAGCAUUGCCUACCUUCUCCUCCCAGAGCCCACAACCCAACCAUUGCUGACAGACGACAAGGAGCGGGGCCACGACGACAUUCGCGCCACGCAGCAAAUCAUCCGGUCCUUCCUGCGCGGUCUGAACUUCGUGUCGCCGAGAACACCGCAGAACGACGGGCUGCGACGGCGGCUCGCGGCGGAGAUCGCGUCCUGGAACAUCGACGUCAGCGCGACGUUCACCGACAAGAUGCUGCACAACAGCUGCAACAUGGCCGAGUGCACCUCCGGCCACACCAGCGCCGAGCACCAGUACUUCGUCGCGCUCUACACCGCGUUCACCUUCUACGCCGACGACCACUGCGGCGCCGACCCCGAGCCCAUCGGCCAGUUCGCCCAGCGGUUCUCCGAGGGCGCCCCCCAGCUCGACCCGGUGCUCGACCGCUUUGCGGCGCACAUCCGCCGCGCGUUCGACCUCUGGCCGCGCAUCGGCGCGAACGCGAUCAUCAGCGGCACCUUCGACUCCAUGACGGCCAUGUACAUUGAGUACACGACCACGGGGAUGGCCCCAAUCCCCGGCGCGACGCGCUAUCCCUACUACGUCCGCACCAAGUCCGGCAUCAUCCCAGAGAUGGAUUACUUCAUCAACUGUACGAACGAUAUCUUGUCCUUUUACAAGGAGACCCUGGCGGGCGAGACGGACAACUACAUCCACCUGCGCGCGGCCGCAGAGCGGAAGUCGCCGUCGGAGGUGCUCCGGAUCCUCGCGGACGAGGUCACGGACACCGUGCGUAGGAUCGACGCGAUCACGUCUGCCGACCCGGAGCUGGCGGCGCUCUGGCAGCGCUAUCUCCAGGUGCGUUACGUCCGGCGGAUGUCCGCCUGCGUCAUCUGA